ACUAUAACAUCACUGUUUUACACAAGACUAAAGAUCCAAACCAACUGUUCCUGUGUGGAACCAAUGGACAACAACAGACAUUGUGCUGUUACAUGAACCCAUCAGACGACCCGUUUAACUGCACUCGAUCCAAGGGCACCAAAAACAUUCAACAACACAUAAAUGAAAGCGAGCCAUCGCUCCUCAUUGGUUCUGCUGAAGUAGAGGAAUUCUACACCACUCACUCAGGCAAAGAGGGUUCCGUGGGGAUCCACAGGUUUGGGAAGUACAGACUAUGGACAGAAAAAAGUGGAACAGGUAUGGAUCAGGAACAGAGAUAUGUGAGUUUGGUGGCUAGCGGGCAGAGAGAGGAUCGUCUGCAGGACAGACUAUACGCCUUCUACAUAGAGAAGAACCGAGACCCGAGUUUAGACUCUGAUCUCUGGGUUCCCCGGGUUGCUCAAGUCUGCAUGGCCGAUCUUGGAGGACCUAAGUCCUAUCUGCAGUUCAGGUGGACCUCCAAGUUGAGUACCAGGCUCUUCUGUGGAGACCAUGACAGCAGGCUGUACUUCACCCAGCUAGUGGACGUGAACACUGUUCUGGGAGACAGGUGGCAGGAUACCAGGGUCUACGCACUCUUCAGGAAUGGCUGGGGUAUGAGUGCUGUAUGUGUCUACACCAUAGCAGAUAUUGACCGCAUCUUUAAAACUUCCAACUUCAAGGGACACACAGGGCCCGUUACAAACCCACGACCUGGGGAGUGUGUUAAAGACAGCACUAAACUCCCCAUAGAAGUCCUGAAGAUGGUGGACAAGCGUUCAGAGAUGGAGGAGUGGGUCACCAGUGGGCCUCUCCUGGUCACUCACCGCCAUUACCACCACAUCCGCAUGGAUAGAGUCCAAGGCAAAUGGAAUGUCCUGUUUCUGUCUCUAGAGAAUGGAGGGAUUCAUAAGGUUCUGGAGAGGGAUGGUCAGGCCUUCGUCAUCGCUGAGUUACAACCUUUUAACUACAGGGCACACGUCCUCAGUAUGAUGUUACACUCCUCAACGGCAAAGCUGUAUGUGGCCUCCAGCAAAGAGCUGGUUCAGAUUGGCCUGGGCAGCUGUGUUCAGUAUGGAGCCCAGUGUGAAGACUGUGUCUUGGCCAGAGACCCUUACUGUGGCUGGGACGGCCAUCGCUGCACCACAGCUACAAAUGAUACAAUUCAGGAUGUGGAGAAUGGGAACCAUCAGGUAUGCAGCAACAUAUCCAGAGGAUUUACUGCAAGUAAAGAUUACUUUCCAGGGUCAUCAGUUGGCGCUGAAGAUGGAAUCAGAGUCCCUCUAUCUUCAAAGUACUUCCUCCAUUGCCCAACCUUGUCCAGCCACGCUGAGUACAGCUGGAGGCACCAUGGCAACACCACAGCAACGCCGUGCAUCUCCACAGAGUCAGAGGACCAGUGUCUCCUGCUAAUAGAGAGCAUGGGCCCUGAGCAGCAGGGAACAUACAGCUGUGUGUCUGAGGAGAGGGGCUACCGCAGGACCCUGGUGCAGUACCAGUUACAGCUGGACAGGGGGGUCACAGGCCUGGCCUCUCACCACCUACCCUUUCCUGGUCUGGGUCUGGUACUACUACUGGUCCUGACUUUGCUCUGCUAGCAUCAGCUCUAUGGACUAUCACCCCAGCCCUAUGACCGAGCUGACUUGACUUGGACAUGCCUGUCAAAAAACAGAACGCUGUAGAAGUUAAAGCAACUGCACUUGUGUUGAGUUAAGGAUUUAUCUGGAGGAAUUGGCCUCAUGUGUUUAAUUAUCGUGCUAUGUUUUCUAAUAUGAAACUUUGCAGGAGUUUGAAAUAUUUUAUGUGACAAUCUGAAUGUUCAGUAUAUUGCAAAAACAGACAAAUACUUUUUUAAUUUAAUGUUACAUUUUAGAAAUAUAUAUUUUUUACUUAACUUUUAAGUUUCUUGCUAACAGCAUUAUAGUUGUAAAUAUAUAUAUUG
This is a messenger RNA of Coregonus clupeaformis (lake whitefish), 1960 nucleotides long. RefSeq names its product semaphorin-7A-like. Gene Ontology annotation, molecular function: chemorepellent activity; integrin binding; semaphorin receptor binding. Gene Ontology annotation, biological process: positive regulation of cell migration; regulation of inflammatory response; negative chemotaxis. Lineage: Eukaryota; Metazoa; Chordata; Actinopteri; Salmoniformes; Salmonidae. The transcript has 11 exons. The record is from RefSeq and is a predicted model, not a curated record. The coding region runs from base 93 to 1616 and encodes 507 amino acids.